ACGGGGCCGGUCCCCCUGUGACUGUACAAAUCAAAAUACCCCCGCCUCCUACCCCUUACAGUUUCCAUCGGGAGGGAAAUACAACCGAGGCCUGCAUUAUGUCUGCGACCCCGGCCUCAAGUAGUUCGAACCCUCGAAAGUUCAGCGAGAAGAUCGCCUUGCAUAACCAGAAACAGGCCGAGGAGACACGGGCCUUCGAUGAGCUCAUGUCUGACCUAACUAUGUCCAGGGUUCAAUUCCAAAAACUUCAGCAGCUGUGAUUGGCACAGUCCCGGGCUUAGUAUUAUGGUGGCUCCUUGCCUAAUGUAAACCAGAUCAGCAGCAACCCGUCUGAUUUCCAGCCGUCUUUACACCACACUGAUAGCAGCCGAGGAAUGCGCCACCAUGGGUUGGUAGAGCGAGUUUCCCGUAAUCGGCUACACUCUCCUCAUCACAGACCUGUAGAGAAACAUGGACGCCAAUGUGACAGCUCUCCGUAUGCACCUGUUUAUCUCUCGCCCCCACCUGACAAUAGCUGGAGAAGAACAAAUUCUGACUCCGCCCUUCACACCAGCACCUCAAGUAAUAAAUCACAAGAUCCAUUUGGAGCAAACCAGUCUAUGUUGAGGGUUCCCAGGCCACCUCAAAGAAACACAAGUUUACAGGAUGGUGAAGCUGACGGCUUUAGUGAAGUUUUCUCUUUCCCAAAUUCCUUGAAUGAAGAGUCUAUGUUGAAUUUAAAUAAGCCACUGCCCAAACAGCUAUGGGAAGCAAAGAAGGUCCAGUCCUUGACAUCUCGUCCCAGGUCCUGUGAAGUGCCCGGUAUUAAAGUUUUUCCAUCUGCUGAUCAGUCUACAAGUCUAUCACAUUUCCAAGGAAAUCUAAAUACAGGUGGAUCACUGCCAGAUUUAACCAACCUGCAUUUCCCAUUCCCUUUGCCAACUCCUUUGGAUCCAGAUGAUACAGCGUAUGGCAACCUUAGCUCAGAGAACAGUACAGGUGGUCUUCCUGCGGCCAUGACUCAUCUAGGCAUUAGUGGUUCCCCGGGUAUGCAAAACACACACAGUAACCCUUCCAUCCAUUCAUCGUUGAACAACAGUCCUCUUACUCCUACUAUGAACAACCAUGGGCCUCAUUCUGGUUGCAGCAAUCCUGCCCUUCACUCAUCCCUUCGCCUGGCUUCCCUCAGUAACCCUUCUCUUCCUACUUCUGCUAUGGGAAAUUCCCCAAGAAGAAGACACACUCCUGUUAGCCCUUUGACUCUCACUCCCAGCAGUGAGUCCAGCAGGAGUGGACAAUUCUCUCCAACAAACCCAUUAAAUAUGCAGCCACAUUCACAGGGUAUCAACAUGGACAGGCAUCCUCUUUCUCUUCCUCCCUUGGAGCCUCCCCCUCCAUGUCCAUUAUAUCAAGAACAGUCCCAGCAUCCACUUCAUCAUUCACAGCAGCAAGUGCAUGAAUCUCCUGAGUCACAAAGCUACCAGCCUCCAUCACCAGUACCCUGCCCACCUCUGGACUUGAACUUGACUAAUAGUGCUCUAAGUGGCUUAUUUGCAGAUUCUUUCUUCGAUCAGCAGCAGCCUACAAGGCAGGGGAAGUAUUUAUGGCAGCAGGAACAAUAUGAUAUGUUUGGAAGUCCAAGCAGCUCCCUUCCAAAUAGCAAUGCCUUCUUCGAUCCUAACAUGAAUCUUCAGUACUCUCAAGCAUCACUAAUGGGAUUAGGAGGCAGCCACGGAAAUUUACAGGAUCCUUUCCAGCUGCGACCAAAUUAUUUGUACUCCAAUUGUGGAGGAAGUGUCCCAAACAUUAUCCUGACAGAUGACUCGAGCAACAGCUUAUCAAAGGACAUUAGCAAUGCAGUUGCUGGAGUUUCUGAGAUGGGUUUUGAUGCAGAUAAUACAUUUCAGUUGGAUGAUGACCUGAAAAUUGGACCUCUCAGCCUGGAAGGACUCAGCAUGCUUAGGGAUCCAGACAUGGUCCUGCCUGACCCUUCAAUAGAAGACAGUUUUAGGUCUGACAAGCUGUGAUCAAUUCUUUAAACUGAAUAUAGACUUUUAAAGCCUACCUUUAGCGACAAAAGAAAACAUUUUGGAAACACAACAAAAAUAAGAUUCUCCUUUC
Molecule: messenger RNA, 2100 nt
Organism: Bombina bombina (fire-bellied toad)
Lineage: Eukaryota; Metazoa; Chordata; Amphibia; Anura; Bombinatoridae
Product: CREB-regulated transcription coactivator 3
Exons: 1
Coding region: 375-2006 (543 amino acids)
Biological process (GO): positive regulation of transcription by RNA polymerase II
Cellular component (GO): nucleus; cytoplasm
Molecular function (GO): cAMP response element binding protein binding
Source: RefSeq, a predicted model, not a curated record